CGGGCCGGGGCGGCGAGGCCGCGGCUCUGAGGUUUGCGCGUACGAAUCGCUGCUUGAAGGGCUUGGAGUGUCAAGUUAUCUCAAGACUUAAAAAUGCCUCCGCGACCAUCAUCUGGUGAACUAUGGGGCAUCCACUUGAUGCCACCGAGGAUCCUUGUGGAGUGUCUUCUCCCGAACGGAAUGAUAGUGACACUAGAAUGCCUCCGUGAGGCCACCUUACUGACUAUUAAACAUGAACUCUUUAAAGAAGCAAGAAAAUACCCUCUCUAUCAGCUCCUUCAGGAUGAAUCUUCUUACAUUUUUGUAAGUGUUACGCAAGAAGCGGAAAGAGAAGAAUUUUUUGAUGAAACACGGAGACUUUGUGACCUGCGACUGUUUCAGCCUUUUCUAAAAGUUAUUGAACCAGUAGGUAACAGAGAAGAAAAGAUUCUUAAUAGAGAAAUAGGUUUUGCUAUUGGCAUGCCUGUCUGUGAAUUUGACAUGGUCAAGGAUCCAGAAGUACAAGACUUCAGAAGAAACAUUCUCAAUGUUUGUAAAGAAGCAGUGGAUCUUCGAGAUGCCAAUGCACCGCACAGCAGAGCACUGUAUGUCUACCCUCCAAAUGUAGAGUCUUCAGCUGAACUACCCAAACACAUAUACAAUAAACUAGACAAAGGGCAAAUUAUAGUGGUGAUAUGGGUAAUAGUCUCACCAAACAACGAUAAGCAGAAAUACACCUUAAAAAUCAACCAUGACUGUGUGCCUGAGCAAGUUAUUGCUGAAGCAAUUAGGAAGAAAACACGAAGUAUGUUGCUGUCAUCUGAACAACUGAAACUUUGUGUCUUGGAGUACCAGGGCAAAUAUAUCUUAAAAGUGUGUGGCUGUGAUGAAUACUUGCUAGAAAAAUGUCCACUGAGCCAGUACAAGUACAUAAGAAGCUGUAUAAUGCUUGGUCGGAUGCCCAACCUGAUGCUGAUGGCCAAGGAAAGCCUGUACACCCAGCUGCCCCUGGACACCUUCACAAUGCCAUCCUACUCCAGGCGGAUCUCCACAGCUACACCCUACAUGAACGGAGAGGCUACAACCAAAUCCCUCUGGACUAUAAACAGUGCUCUCAGAAUAAGAAUCCUCUGUGCAACCUAUGUAAAUGUGAACAUUAGAGACAUAGACAAGAUCUAUGUUAGAACAGGUAUUUACCAUGGAGGGGAACCUUUGUGUGACAAUGUGAAUACUCAGAGGGUACCUUGUUCUAACCCCAGAUGGAAUGAAUGGCUGUUGUAUGACAUGUACAUUCCUGAUCUCCCACGUGCUGCUCGGCUCUGCCUCUCGAUCUGCUCCGUUAAAGGCCGGAAGGGAGCUAAGGAGGAGCACUGUCCAUUGGCUUGGGGAAAUAUAAACAUGUUCGAUUACACAGACACUCUUGUAUCUGGGAAAAUGGCUUUGAAUCUCUGGGCAGUACCUCAUGGGCUGGAGGAUUUGUUGAAUCCUAUUGGUGUUACUGGAUCAAAUCCAAAUAAGGAAACUCCAUGUUUAGAGCUGGAGUUUGAUUGGUUUAGCAAUCCUGUAAAGUUUCCAGAUAUGGCUGUGAUAGAAGAGCAUGCCAACUGGACAAUAUCACGUGAACUGGGAUUCAACUACAGCUAUGCAGGGCAGAGUAACAGAAUAGCCAGAGACAGUGAAUUGACAGAGAGUGACAAGGAGCAGUUGCGAGCCAUCUGUACACGAGACCCUCUGUCUGAAAUCACUGAGCAAGAGAAGGACUUCCUCUGGAGACACAGACACUAUUGUGUGAAUACUCCAGAAAUUCUGCCCAAAUUACUUUUGUCUGUUAAAUGGAAUUCUAGAGAUGAAGUGGCCCAGAUGUACUGUUUGGUAAAAGAUUGGCCUUCAAUCAAGCCAGAGCAAGCAAUGGAGCUCUUGGACUGUAAUUAUCCAGAUCCAAUGGUGCGAGCUUUUGCAGUUCGGUGUCUGGAGAAGUCCCUGACUGAUGACAAACUGUCUCAGUAUCUAAUCCAGCUGGUGCAGGUUCUGAAAUACGAACAGUAUUUAGAUAAUCAGCUUGUGAGAUUUUUACUCAAGAAAGCACUGACCAAUCAAAGGAUAGGACACUUCUUCUUUUGGCAUCUAAAGUCUGAAAUGCACAAUAAAACUGUCAGUCAGAGGUUUGGUUUGCUUCUGGAGUCCUACUGUCGAGCGUGUGGAAUGUACCUAAAGCAUCUGAGCAGGCAGGUGGAGGCUAUGGAGAAGUUGAUCAACCUCACAGAUAUUCUCAAGCAGGAGAAGAAAGAUGAGACCCAGAAGGUACAGAUGAAGUUCCUCGUGGAACAGAUGAGACGGCCAGAUUUCAUGGAUGCUUUGCAAGGUUUUAUCUCUCCUCUCAAUCCUGCGCAUCAGCUGGGAAAUCUUCGGCUUGAGGAGUGCAGGAUAAUGUCAUCUGCAAAAAGGCCGCUGUGGUUGAACUGGGAAAACCCAGAUAUUAUGUCUGAAUUGUUAUUUCAGAACAAUGAGAUAAUAUUUAAAAAUGGAGAUGACUUGCGUCAGGACAUGCUGACACUUCAGAUAAUUAGAAUUAUGGAAAACAUCUGGCAAAACCAGGGUCUUGACCUUCGGAUGUUGCCUUAUGGUUGUUUAUCAAUUGGUGACUGUGUGGGACUCAUCGAGGUCGUGAGGAGCUCUCACACCAUCAUGCAGAUUCAGUGUAAAGGAGGCUUAAAAGGAGCACUGCAGUUCAACAGCCAUACAUUGCACCAGUGGCUCAAGGACAAGAACAAAGGAGACAUGUAUGAUGCAGCUAUUGACUUGUUUACACGUUCUUGUGCUGGCUACUGUGUUGCCACCUUUAUCCUGGGCAUUGGUGAUCGCCACAACAGUAACAUCAUGGUCAAAGAUGAUGGACAACUGUUUCACAUUGACUUUGGGCACUUCCUCGAUCACAAGAAGAAAAAAUUUGGUUAUAAAAGAGAGCGUGUGCCAUUUGUCUUAACACAAGACUUCCUAAUAGUGAUUAGUAAAGGAGCCCAAGAAUGUACCAAAACAAGGGAGUUUGAAAGGUUUCAGGAGAUGUGCUAUAAGGCUUACCUAGCAAUUCGGCAGCAUGCCAAUCUCUUCAUCAACCUUUUCUCCAUGAUGCUUGGCUCAGGAAUGCCAGAACUGCAGUCCUUUGAUGAUAUUGCUUACAUUCGAAAAACCCUUGCAUUGGACAAAACUGAGCAGGAAGCUCUGGAGUACUUCAUGAAGCAAAUGAAUGAUGCUCACCAUGGUGGCUGGACAACAAAAAUGGACUGGAUCUUCCACACAAUAAAGCAACAUGCUUUGAACUGAACAGACAGCAGAGAAAACAAGAACUGAUACCCCGCUUUGUGGGUACUGCACUGUUAAUACCUGUUAGCAGCAAAGACUGGUUGCAUAGGAAUUGCACAAACCAUGAACAACACUAGAAUUUAUGGCAAGAAAAGAGAUUAAUUGUUCAGACAGCUGUCAGAAAAUAAUGUAAAACAGGGUUUCAGAUAGCACUAAAAUUGUACACUUCAAAAAUUAAGCUUUAGUAUGAUGUGUGCAGAGAGACCUUGACAAAUUAGAGAGAUGGGCAAUCACCAGCUGUGUGAAUUUUAACAAGGGCAAGUGCCAGAUUCCGCACCUGGGAUGGGGCAACCCUGGCUGUAAAGACUGGGGAAUGAGGCUGGAGAGUAGCUGUGGAAAGCGACCUGGGAGUCCUGGUCCCUGGCAGGUUGAAUAUGAGUCAGCAGUGCCCUGGCAGCCAGGAGGGCCAACCGUGUCCUGGGGGGCAUCAGGCAAAGCAUU
Molecule: messenger RNA, 3780 nt
Organism: Chiroxiphia lanceolata (lance-tailed manakin)
Lineage: Eukaryota; Metazoa; Chordata; Aves; Passeriformes; Pipridae
Gene: PIK3CA
Product: phosphatidylinositol-4,5-bisphosphate 3-kinase catalytic subunit alpha
Exons: 21
Coding region: 94-3300 (1068 amino acids)
Biological process (GO): phosphatidylinositol 3-kinase/protein kinase B signal transduction; cell migration; phosphatidylinositol-3-phosphate biosynthetic process
Cellular component (GO): cytoplasm; phosphatidylinositol 3-kinase complex, class IB; plasma membrane
Molecular function (GO): 1-phosphatidylinositol-4-phosphate 3-kinase activity; 1-phosphatidylinositol-3-kinase activity
Source: RefSeq, a predicted model, not a curated record